UAACUUAAAGUGUUAUAAAACCCCGGACCCUGCAUUCACUAUAUCCCAGGGGCGGACUGACCAUUUGGAAACUCGGGCAUUGCCCGAGGGCCCGGGGCUUUUUUAAAUUUGGACACAGGGGCCCCAUGAUCCCCUAUUGCCCGGGGGCCCCAUGAGUUGUCAGUCCGCCCCUGUAUCCGCUCUCCCCAUACACCGCAUUCACUAUAUCCGCUCUCCCCGGACCCCGCAUCCACUAUAUCCGCUCUCCCCGGACCCCGCAUUCACUAUA
Molecule: messenger RNA, 268 nt
Organism: Staurois parvus
Lineage: Eukaryota; Metazoa; Chordata; Amphibia; Anura; Ranidae
Source: the annotation of a GenBank genome assembly